Messenger RNA from Pipistrellus nathusii (Nathusius's pipistrelle), 1605 nucleotides. Lineage: Eukaryota; Metazoa; Chordata; Mammalia; Chiroptera; Vespertilionidae. The record is from the annotation of a GenBank genome assembly.
AUGGCCGCCCAGUGCGUGACGAAGGUGGAGCUGAACGUGUCCUGUAACAACCUUCUGGACUCAGACAUUGGGUCCAAGUCAGACCCUCUGUGCGUGCUGUUUCUGAACUCGAGCGGACAGCAGUGGUAUGAGGCGGAUCGCACCGAGAGGAUUAAGAACUGCCUGAACCCCACGUUCUCCAAGACCUUCAUCAUUGACUACUACUUCGAGGUGGUGCAGAAACUGAAGUUUGGGGUCUAUGACAUCGACAACAAGACCAUCGAGCUGGGCGACGAUGACUUCCUGGGAGAGUGUGAAUGCACCCUGGGACAGAUCGUGUCCAGUAAGAAGCUGACGCGCCCGCUGAUGCUGAGGAACGGCAAGCCCGCGGGGAAGGGCAGCAUCACGAUUUCCGCUGAAGAAAUAAAGGAUAAUAGAGUGGUCUUGUUUGAAAUGGAAGCAAGAAAACUGGACAACAAGGACCUGUUUGGCAAGUCCGACCCUUACUUGGAGUUCCACAAGCAGACGUCGGACGGAACCUGGCUGCUGGUGCACCGAACAGAGGUCAUUAAAAACAACCUGAAUCCUGUGUGGAGGCCUUUUAAAAUCUCUCUGAACUCCCUGUGCUACGGAGAUAUGGAUAAGACUAUUAAGGUGGAGUGCUACGACUAUGACAGCGACGGCUCCCACGACCUCAUCGGGGCGUUCCAGACCACCAUGACGCAGCUGGAGGCGGCCUCCCGGAGCUCGCCCGUGGAGUUUGAGUGCAUCAACGAGAAAAAGAGGCAGAAGAAGAAAAGUUACAAGAACUCCGGCAUCGUCAGCGUGAAGCAGUGUGAGAUCAUAGUGGAGUGCACCUUCCUGGACUACAUCAUGGGCGGAUGCCAGCUGAACUUCACCGUGGGGGUGGACUUCACCGGCUCCAAUGGGGACCCGCGUUCCCCCGACUCCCUUCAUUACAUCAGCCCCAACGGCGUGAACGAGUACCUGACCGCCAUCUGGUCCGUGGGGGUGGUCGUUCAAGACUACGACGCGGAUAAGAUGUUCCCCGCGUUUGGGUUUGGAGCUCAGAUUCCGCCUCAGUGGCAGGUGUCGCACGAAUUCCCCAUGAACUUCAGCCCGGCCAACCCCUACUGCAAAGGGAUCCAGGGCAUCGUGGAGGCCUAUCGGGCCUGCCUGCCUCAGAUAAAGCUCUACGGACCGACAAAUUUCUCCCCGAUCAUCAACCACGUGGCCAGGUUUGCUGCUGCAGCCACACAGCAGCAGACGGCUUCUCAAUAUUUUGUGCUCCUGAUCAUCACCGACGGCGUGAUCACUGACCUGGACGAGACCAGGCAGGCCAUCGUCAAUGCCUCCAAGCUGCCCAUGUCCAUCAUCAUCGUCGGAGUGGGCGGCGCCGACUUCAGCGCCAUGGAGUUCCUGGACAGCGACAGCGGCGCCCUGCGCGCCCCAUCGGGGGAGGUGGCCACGAGGGACAUCGUGCAGUUUGUGCCUUUCAGACAGUUCCAGAACGCUCCCAAGGAGGCGCUGGCCCAGUGUGUCCUGGCCGAGAUCCCCCAGCAGGUGGUGGGCUACUUCAACACCUACAAGCUGCUCCCCCCCAAGAACCCCGCGCCCUCCAAGUGA